This is a messenger RNA of Ficedula albicollis (Collared flycatcher), 2990 nucleotides long. It is a transcript of the gene DNAI3, whose product is annotated as WD repeat domain 63. Gene Ontology annotation, molecular function: dynein heavy chain binding; dynein light chain binding. The transcript is spliced from 24 exons. Gene Ontology annotation, biological process: inner dynein arm assembly; cilium movement involved in cell motility. Gene Ontology annotation, cellular component: inner dynein arm. Bases 81 to 2780 code for a protein of 899 amino acids. NCBI's taxonomy places the organism in Eukaryota, Metazoa, Chordata, Aves, Passeriformes, Muscicapidae. The record is from RefSeq and is a predicted model, not a curated record.
AUCACGGCUGGCCCCGUCGCCAUGACAACCGCGCGCCGCCGGGGCCGCGCCGGGCCGGGGCCGCUCAGAAAUCUGAAAAAAUGCCAGAAAGUGUCAAAUCCGUCAAGACCACAUUGAAAAGUUCAAAAACAUCAUCAAAGAAACAAAAAGGUAAAAAGGAUGUUGAAGUUGAUCUUUCUAUGGCCAGUAUAGGCCACCCAGAAAUCUUUCCUUUGCUUUUGUCUGCAAAGACUCAAGAAAUUUUUAAUUGCCGACCUGAUGAAGACGUCACAGAAGAAAAUUGUUUCAAGUGUAUUAAAAAAGAGGACAUAAUUCAAGACCUGAAAACAAGAGCUAAAGCUUCUGAUUUCCACCCUUUCCAAAAAGUUAUCCUGGAAUAUCCAGGGGAAGAAAUCCUGGUAGUUUUUGAUCCAAACCUCCAGUAUGGACAGAGCUUUUACAUGGUUGCUUCUGAAGAAGCCAAGGAAAACCUUCUAAAGUCUUUAGCAGCUGUGGAAGAAAGAGAAGAAACAGAAGAAGAAAAUAUAGAAGAAACUCUGGAAGUUCACAAACCUUGGGUUUCCCUUGGAAGCGAAAAGGAAGUUGAAGAAGAAUCUCUUAAAGAAAGGGAUACAAAGAUUAAGUACAAGAUCUCUCGAGCUCGCAGGAAGUUUGGUGCACCGAUUACAUUUACUGACAAGAAUGCUUCAGAUGACAAAGACAGCUAUGCUGAAUGCACGGCCUAUGAAGAUGACACUUUCAGCAUUAAACUGCUUGAAAGGGAUGUGGGGGUGCAAAUGGUUCCAAAACUAAGAGAAACUAGUACUCAGACAAAAUGGACCUAUCCAAAAAAUGCAUCCACGCAGUAUUGUACUAGGCAGUUGUCAAAUGAAGCAAAAGCAGAGAGUCUGUCAUCUGAGAAGCUGAAAGAAUUUCUUACAGCAGUACAUAUAAGAAUGGAAAUUGCAUUGCAGCAAAAUGAAAUUAUGAAUGUUUUUUUCGAUGACUGGAAGGCUCUAGCAAAGGACCAAGAAGAAGGCAAGCCAGAUGUUUAUCUUAAAGCAUACCAAUCAUUUACAGAUGUGCAGUAUCUCAAGAACAGAACCAUUAGCUGCGUUCGCUGGCAUCCAACCAUUUAUGGGCUUAUAGCACUGUCAGCAGGAGAGCAGCCUUCAGAUGAAGAGCAAGUUAAUGUUUUUAAUAAAUCAUUGCUACACCAGUCAGUUAUACUUCUCUGGAGUUUUUUUGACCCUAUCUGCCUCCAGUUGGUGUUGAAGGCUCCUGAAGACAUUUACUGCUUUCAGUUCAGUCCAAGUGAUCCAAAUAUCAUUGCUGGUGGCUGUGUCGAUGGACAGGUUGUACUGUGGGAUAUUUCUAAACAUGAAACAAAGCUGCAAAAUACAGUACCUGUUGCUGAAGAAACCACUGACCCAGCAGAGGGUGAGCCAAGAGCAGCAGCAAGGGUGGCAGAGCUAUCACGUAUGCAAGUCCAGCAGAGUAGCAUAGAGCCACCUCUAGUGAGACACUGUGCAGCCUCUUCCAUGCCAUAUACUCAUACAAAGCCAGCAACAGAUGUACAUUGGCUACCAUGUAACUCUCUAUCACGUAUGCAAGUCCAGCAGAGUAGCAUAGAGCCACCUCUAGUGAGACACUGUGCAGCCUCUUCCAUGCCAUAUACUCAUACAAAGCCAGCAACAGAUGUACAUUGGCUACCAUGUAACUCUGAGGACAACCAAAAGGGUGGUACUUCUGAACAGAGAGGUGAAAAUAACCUGCAGCUUGUAACCUGCUCCCCUGAUUGCUCAAUAUUAUUUUGGGAUAUUCCAUCCAUUGAACAUCGUGAAAAUUUUUUAUCUCAGAACAUAAAGGAGGAGAGAAGAUUUCACAUGCCCCCUGAUGUUUCAGAUACUGAUGAGGAGUUAGAUCUCUCCUGGAAACCUCUCAUAAAGAUAAAUCUGCGUGAAAGGGAUAACAACACAGAGUAUGGUCCCACUAGAAUUAAUUUAAAGGAACUGCAGUAUCGUUACAAACGCUCAGGGAAGGCAAAAUCUGUAAGUGCACUAAGAACACCCAUCAAAGAGAGCCCAUAUACAGAGAUGAGUACAUCUUCAAGCAAAAAUCUGGAAGUGCUAGAGAAUAUAUCCACAGACUUUUUUGUUGGAAAUGAAGAUGGAGAAGUUGUUUAUUCUAACUGGAAAAUGAAUAUUGAUACUAAUUCAGCAAAACCAGUUAGUCAGAAGCACUCCCAGAAAUAUACUCUCCACACUGAAACUAUCAACACUCUCCAGCAAUCUCCAUUUUUUAAAGACAUCUUUCUAAGCGUUGGAGGCCAAAAGUUUGCCAUUUGGAAAGAAGGAGUUACAAAUGGACCAAUCCUUCAGUCAAGCUGCUCUGCAGGAAGAUACACUGCAGGACAAUGGUCCUUAACAAGACCAGGAGUUUUCUUCAUUGGCAGAGACAAUGGAAAUAUAGAUAUUUGGGACUUACUGAAGAAAACUCAUGAGCCAUCUCAUUUCCAAAACAUCUCCAAAUCAAUCAUCACUUUCAUCAGCCCCUCCAGUGCCUCAGCAGAGCAGCAUUUUCUGGCUGUUUCUGACAGUCUUGGAGUUCUGCAUAUUUUGGAAAUCUGUCAAACACUAUGUCACCCUUUGAGUAAUGAGCAUGCCAAUGUACUUGAUUACUUCAAAAGAGAAGUCAAAUAUCUGAAGUACUGUGAACAGGAGUUUAAAGAGUAUCAAAAGUUCCAAGCCAAAACAGAAUUGAAAUCGAACUGGAGACAGAGAGAGAGAAAGCACAUAUGACUACAGAAAACAAAAGAAAAGGUGGAGGAUCAAGAAAAUGCACAUUAUACUGUGUUUCUGGAGCUGGAGAAGCAGGUAGUAAUGGAUUUAGAGACAAGAAAUACUUUCCUCAUUAGAUGAUUAGAGCCUAUUAUCACCUUUAGAACCAGCAAGCUUCUUACUGAAAGACCUCUAUUUCAGCAGAACAUGUUUAUCUUUGGAAAUAAAGAA